Topomyia yanbarensis is the source of this 7113-nucleotide messenger RNA. Its product is annotated as sushi, von Willebrand factor type A, EGF and pentraxin domain-containing protein 1-like. Gene Ontology annotation, molecular function: calcium ion binding. The record is from RefSeq and is a predicted model, not a curated record. NCBI's taxonomy places the organism in Eukaryota, Metazoa, Arthropoda, Insecta, Diptera, Culicidae. The coding region runs from base 116 to 6811 and encodes 2231 amino acids. The transcript is spliced from 9 exons.
CGCUGAGCGAGAAACAUCUACGCAAGCUGUGAAUAGUGCUACAUUGGUGUUGGUCCCGUUAUCAACAGCUGCUCGCGGGAGAACGUAAAGACACCACGAUUAAAAGCUGAACGACAUGCGCCAUCCAAUCAAGAAUUGGGCGCCAUGCUGUCUGACAGUGUUGUUUAUAUUUACAUAUGCCGGCACCCUUGCACAGACUAAAGCGGACGAGCCCCCAACGAGCACACAAACAUCAACGCAAGCAGUGGACGAUUAUCAAGAGUAUGACGAUUCGGCUACAUUGACCGCUGACCUACCGACAUCGGUUGAUGACAUGAAUACAAUACAGUUGCACAGUAAAGUGCAAAUGGAAGUGCAUAAUACUGAGGAGGAGCUUGGUAUCAGUAACGAAAUAUUGAAAAAUGAAAACUCCGUUAUCAAGGUCAAGGUCGACCGGCUGAGCGGGUCGUUCAAGAAAAGCAUAGAAAAAAUCAAAGCCAAACACAAAAGGGUGGACAUUGUGUUUUUAAUUGACGCCAGUUCCAGUGUGGGUAAAGCUAACUUCAUAAGUGAGAUUAAGUUUGUGAAAAAAUUACUAUCCGACUUCAACGUUAGCUAUAAUUAUACACGAGUUGCGGUUGUUACAUUCAGUUCACAGAAAAAAAUUUACCGUCACAUCGACCAAAUUUCGCAAUCAAUUAGGGACAACGACAAAUGCCUUCUUCUAAAUUAUCAAAUACCAAAAAUUGAGUUUAGCGGAGGUGGUACCUACACCUAUGGUGCUCUAAAGGAGGCGGAAAGUAUUUUCAAGUUAGCUAGAGUAGACAGCAAAAAGAUUAUCUUUCUGAUUACUGACGGCUUCUCAAACGGUCGUGAUCCUAUUCCGUUGGCUGACAUUCUUAAGCAAAACAAUGUGGUCAUUUAUUCGAUUGGUAUUCAAAGUGGUAAUUAUGGCGAACUUUAUAACCUUUCCAGCACACCGGGAGAGGAUCACAGCUACUUACUAGACAGUUUCAAUCACUUCGAAACGCUAGCUCGAAAGGCUUUGCACAGUGAUUAUAAAAGCGGAGAAAACAUAGCAGUUAAUUCUAGUCUAUGUGAUGCUUUAUGCUCUAGUGAUAUCAAAUAUAACAAUGACCGUAACGCAGGUUGUUGUGGUGGGCAUGCUUCAUGCAGUUGUAGUACAAGUUCCGGUCACUACUCAUGCCUAUGUCAACCAGGCUUCUUCGGAGAUGGCAUACGAGAAGGUUGCCAGCCCUGUCCCAAUGGCACUUUUUGGGAUGAGAAAAAUCAAUGUACAAAUUGCCCUGAUGCAAAUCACGUAACACUAGUCAUUCCAGCAAUGACUGCUAGCGAGUGCGUCUGUAAGAAUGGUUACAAAGCUGAUGAAACAGGACGCUGCGAGGUAAUCACCUGUCCAGCGCUUACUCCACCGGUGAAUGGUUAUUUUGUAAAGCAACCAAAUGCAUGUGGCCAAGUUCUCAACGCGGCAUGUGGCACUAGAUGUCAGUCAGGUUAUCAACUGGUGGGUGAUAGCAUUCGUCUUUGCCAAGAGAAUGGAUCCUGGUCUGGAAAUGAUCCUAAAUGUGUUUUAAAAACGUGUCCAUCGUUAAAGAUACCUUACUAUGGUCUGGCUGUAUGUAAAAAUUCAGAUUUGAAUCUAUAUUUCGACUAUUCGCCAAGAAAUAAAUCGUUCAUCGCAAACUACAGUGUGUCGAUUGAACGAUUAACGGAACCGAUGCCGAUCGAUACUGACUGCACAAUAAAAUGUGGACAUGGAUUUUAUCUUGUGGGAUCAAGUAACCGAAACUGUUUACCGUUAUCCAAGUGGGAUGGCCUACAAACGUCUUGUAAACAGAUACUUUGUCCUUCUCUCCCGAAAAUACCCUUCGGCGAGUACGAUCCAACGGACUGUGCAGAUCAGAAAUCAGCUCACGGUUCAAACUGUACCCUAAUAUGCAAUUUUGGCUUUGAACUGAAAGGAGGUCCAUCGACCAAGUCAUGUGGAGGCAAACGAAAUGGAGUAUGGACCCAAAAGACAAAAACUCCGCGGUGCGUUGAUGUCACUCCUCCCCAUCUUAUGUGUCCCAACAAUUACACGCUUCCGAUGCAUGAUGACUUCAAUUACGCAAUCGUCAAACGACUAAAUCAGCCUUAUGUCUUUGACAAUGGAGGCGAUAAUUUCACAUUUUGGAGUAAACCAGCGAUUAAAGAUCAUGGCACUAAGUUGUACAAAGGUACUCAUUUAUUCACAUAUGUGGCGAUUGACUCAUUCAAAAAUAAAGCAAAAUGUAACUUCACGGUUACAAUAAUUGAUAACAUUCCGCCCGAGUUUGAAAAUUGUUACGAUCCUCCGAUUUUUUAUGUCACUUCAUCAAAGAACGAAAAUGAAACAUUUGUGGAAUGGGAUGAACCGACGGUAUUCGAUAACUCCAAUGAAAAUGUUACUCUAACGCGAAGCAUGGCUUUUGGGUACCUUGACGUUGGAAACUACCGGGUAACUUACUUGGGUGAAGAUAGCUCUGGUAAUAUAGCUGAAUGUACGUUAAAUGUUACUGUGAGAGAGUAUAAAUGUGAUAGUCUACCAUCGCCGCCAAAUGGCCAAACAGUUUGUGCAAAGAAUUCUUCUCAUACAUGGUGCGAAAUCACUUGUCAGCUCGAACAUACAUUCCAUGAUCAGGAGAGUAGUUCAGUCACUUUAUUUUGUGACAACCGCCACUCGAAAUGGUCCAAUGACACUGUUCCAGAGUGUACUGCGGUAGAGAAACCAACGGCGGUCGAAGAAAUUAUCACCAUCAGCUUAGGUCCAGAUGCAGAAUCAUUGUGCAACAACGAUGCCACGAAAACAGAAGUCGAAAGUAUAUUCGUCAGUAACAUGAGGGAACAUCUGUGUGGUAGCCAGGAAGAUUGCUCGAUCACUACUACGAUCCCAGCAUGCGGUAGUAUUGAAGAACCUGAUGAGACUUAUAAAUAUCACAUUGUGAAAAGAGAAGUAACUUCAGAACAUAAAGCCAAACCUAAAAGGCAGCAAGGUAGACGGGAUGACAGAGCAACCAUCAAAAUAAAUGUUUAUACGAAGCUCUCAAAACGUCUCGGACUCUGGAAGUAUGACGGGAAAAAAUCAGAUAACAUUAAGAAGAUCAAAUUUGAGUUACAAAACAUAAAUAGCAAUGAGAAAUUAAAGAAGCGACUUGGCGAGCUGAACAUGGACCUUAGCAUAUUGAAAUUAGAUGAAUCAAUCCGUUGCCCCAAUGGAAGUGUUGCCAAAAAGCUGGUUUGCGUUCAAUGCCCACGCGGCACCUUUCACAAUCACAGCACUAACGUGUGCACUUCUUGCCCGAUUGGAACGUACAACGACUUUACAGGCCAAUCUGAUUGCAUUCAUUGUCCAGCGCAUCAUUCCACUCGAAAACCGAACAGUAAACAUUCUUCGGAGUGUAAACCUCAAUGCCCUCCUGGAACGGUGGCGAAGCUGAAAGUAAUUAAGAGAGAGAAAAGUCAAAAAUAUCACAAAAGUCUAAUGCCAUUUUGUCGGCGAUGUGACCCGGGUGAGUAUCAAGCAUUAUACAAUAGAAUCAGUUGCGACAAGUGUCCACCAGAUCAUACUUCUCCGCGAGGGUCGACCUCUAUCACAGACUGUGCUCCAAAACGGAACCGGCCAUGCGAGAUGGAUCCACCCGUUUGCGGGACACGAGGACAGUGUGUGCCUGAACCAGUUAAUGACUAUCUUUACAGUUGCGCCUGCAACGAAGGAUUCGUAGGUUCACACUGCGAGAAGGAACUAAAUAUUUGCGCUUCAGCUCCAUGCGCCAAUGGAGGAACAUGUAUAGUUACAAAUGCAACUUCGUUCGAGUGUAUUUGUCCACAAUCCCAUAUUGGUAUAUAUUGUGAACAGUUCGUUGAUCCUUGUUGGCAAGGAUUUUGUCAAAACGGAGGAACCUGCAUUGAAGUUGAAGGGCGUCUGCUGUGUGAGUGUUCGUCCAACCACGAGGGAGAACGUUGCGAAAAAGUGAAAAAUUUUUGCUUGCCAAACCCAUGUGAACACGGAGGAUUUUGUCACAAUGAAGAGGUAGGAUUCAGUUGUUCUUGUUCACCCGGUCGAAUAGGAAAGCGAUGUCAUUUGAAACCUUGUGACUACCUUCCUUGUCCCAAAAAUGCAAUUUGUGUUGACAUUAGUCAGAACAACGCAAACAAAGAAAGCUAUCGAUGUAUAUGUCCCAAAGGUUUAAAGGGUGCAAACUGUUCCGAAUUAGACAACCCAUGUAGUCGAAAUCCAUGCAAAAAUAAUGGAUACUGUACGCCAGUCAAACUUAGAGAUCUUAGUGCUGAAAUUACCCAACAUGCACAUACUGAUACCGAUGAACUAUACACAAGGGUUAUCUGCGAUUGUCCGCCUUAUUUCUAUGGACCUUAUUGCGAAAUCUUUACAACUCCGGAUUUUAUUAUGUUGUUCGAGAAGUCCGGAACAAACGAUUAUGUUAAAAUAGACGGCCCUAGGCGCAAUCUUUCUGAAAUUUCGUUGUGCUCUUGGAUCCAAACACAUGACGAUUUCAACUACGGUUCAGUCAUAUCGUAUGCAACGCCAAACAUAGAUAAUGCCUUUACAUUCACAGACUACAGUGGAUUUGUACUCUAUAUAUCUGGACAGUACGUUGUCACGAACGUUUAUAUUAACGAUGGAAAUUGGCACUUCAUUUGUGUAGCAUGGACCAACCAGAAAGGAUUGUAUGAAAUUUAUCUUGAUGGAGACCUUCACACUACCGGAUAUAAUCUUAGCGAUGGAAACGUGAUCGAAGGGAAUGGCUUGUUUGUUAUUGGUCAAGAGCAAGAUUCGCUUGGAGGUGGAUUCAGUGAAUCGGAAGCAUUCGUAGGCAAAUUAGCUUACUUGGAUGUGUGGAGUCGAGCUCUCAGUGGGUACGAAGUGAGAGAGUUCUACCAUAGCUGUGAGCCAUACCAGGGCGACCUUAUCAAAUGGACUGAUUUGAAAUCGAAGGUAAUCGGCAAUGUAAAACUUCAAAGAUCAGAGUUUUGCCGAGCGUGUGAAAGAAAUCUAACGCUACAGAAUGGUUAUGUAGAAUAUUACGAAAAUCGUGCCUACCUUCGAUGUGAUGAUGGAUAUAAGCUGCAUGGAUCAUAUGAAGUAGUUUGCCUACGAACGUCACGAUGGAGCGACGCGAGCAGCUUCUGUAAACUGAUUCGUUGUGGUUCUUUGGGUUCGAUUCUCAACGGAAAGGUCAUCAUGUCUAAGACUAGUUACAAUGGCGUUGUUCGCUUUGUUUGCGAUGAUGGAUUUUACUUAUCCGGAGUUGAUGAAGCUCGCUGCACGAUUAACGGAAAUUGGUCUGAUUCGCUCCCGGAGUGUAUUAGUAUGGUUAAAUGUCCUGCAUUAGUUCCAUCUCAGAGAUCUAAUAUAAUUUAUGCCUCUGAAAGAGGUGUUUUGAUCAACACUUUCAAUAGCUAUGCAAUAGGAACACUUGCUGAGGUGGGAUGCGAUGAUGGAUUUUCAGUAGAUGGUGAAAAUCUGCUAACUUGUCUGGAAAAUGGAAGUUGGGACAUGUCAAUGCCUGACUGCAUACCUCAGGAAUCCAUAUUGAGUACUACCGAAUUCUAUUCACUGGCAGCAGGAAGCAGUUCAAAAGUACCGAGCAUAAUAAAAAUCAAUCGACGUACUGAUAUUCGGUUCUGGAAGCAAUUAAGAGACUAUUUAUUCUACGGUUGUAAACCAGUAGAUCAGACGAAAAAGUCACAUUUCUGCCAGGAUGGAGAGGAAUUUUCACAUGAUUUGGGAGAUCUCACUUUCUUUGAUUUACCCGAUUCAAACGAGUAUCAAAACAUGGACAGCAAGUUACUCGAACGACUAGAAAAAACUACAAAGCCUGACAAUAAUUUGAAAGUGUACAAUCUAUUGAAGUAUAUAUUGUAUGGUACAAUUGGUUCAAUCAGCAAUUCGCAGCGUCUGUCGAAAGAAGCUGAAGAUUCCUAUAGGUUCGUGAUCUGCUUGUUCAUUGACAUCAUUAUGAUGGACCGAGAAGUUUCCUUCGAUGAAGAGAUUUUGUUGGACAUCAAUUCAAGAGAAAAUACUAAUUCCAAAGUAAAAAGCCUACUCAAAAACGUGGUUCAACCGAUCUACGAGACACAUGUUCGCAUGCAAGAAGAAGAACGUCAGCGAGACAUCAUAAAUCAGAGAAAUGCACUUAAAAGGAUUAUUGCUUUAGCGGAAGAAAAGCGAACUCCAACUUAUUCGUGUAGACUGAACUCUCUGCCAGAUCCUCCAAUUGAUAGUAAAAUUAUUGCUAUAGAGAAUAGUGCUCUCACACUUCAAACGGCUGAUUUGCGGAUUGAAAAACUUCGAAAGCGCACUGAAACAGUUUCCAUUGGAGUUCGUAUGAUAUACGAAUGCAACACGGGUUUUACAAUGAAAGGCCCGGGAUAUGUCGAAUGCUCAAAAGAAGGACAAUGGAGUUACUUGGACAGUUUCUGUGAGGGUGUUCUCUGUGAGCAACCUCCAUUUCCUCCAGGUAUGGUAAUAGCUGACAGCUCAAAGGAUUCACAAUACUAUUAUGACGAUGAAAUCGAGUACAAUUGCCUGGAAGGUUAUGCGAUGCAAGGCCAUCCUAUAAUUAAAUGUUCUGUGGAUGGAAAAUGGUCUCCAGUGAUGGCAAGAUGCACGAAAAUAUCUUGUGGGAAACCAAAGGUUACCAACUCUGCAAAAAUUAUUGCAGGAAGUUCCUAUCAGUUUGGCGAACACCUGAAAAUACUCUGCGAGGAUAGACGUACUAUUGAAAUAACUUGCCAAGCAAGCGGUACAUGGAGCGUGUUCGAAGAUUGUUAAUAUAGACAAUGGAAGAUUGUAUAUAAUUCUCAUUUUGUAUGAUUCAUUAUAUUAUUUUAUUGUUUUCAAAUGCAAAGGAAACUGUUAAAGAAGUAAACUAAUUGUUAUAAAUUAUGGAAUAAGUACAUCGCUGACCAGGGUCCGGAAGACUCAUUCGCCUGCACUGAUAUAAGGAAAUUGCUGGAGAAAAAACAAUGCUGCAUCAAAGAAACUAUACAAUAUAUGAUGAAAUUAUUUUCAUCAAUUACGACAAGUAUCUAAAAUAUACUAAAAUGGUUUUUGUCGUGAAAAAAAACGAAUUU